Messenger RNA from Rubroshorea leprosula, 1545 nucleotides. The record is from the annotation of a GenBank genome assembly. NCBI's taxonomy places the organism in Eukaryota, Viridiplantae, Streptophyta, Magnoliopsida, Malvales, Dipterocarpaceae.
AACCCAAGGCACAGGAACAAAGCAAGGUUAACCCUCUUUUAACAGCUUCAUUGUAGGUCAUUUGCAUCAAGAAGAAACUGGAAAUGAAGAACAUAAAACUGCAAUUUCUUUAAUUUAUUUGUUCUAAUUCUUUCAUGCAGAAAACAAGAAAUUUGUGUGUAAAGCUCGCUGUCAAUUGCAUUUCAAAUGGUGGGUUUUCACGAAAAAUGAUGAUGCGCCUGUUUAUUGUUGGAUGAAAUGCUUCAGUGAGCUCCGAGCAUACACUAUUGAUUGCUGGUUUUUUUCUGCCUUCACUAUUUCAAUCCCUUUUGUGUGGUUUAUGUCAGCAUUCCUUUCAGUGGCACUGAUUGCUAAGAUACUCGCUAUCAAUUGCAUUUCAAAUUGUGGGUUUUUACGAAAAAUGAUGAUGCGCCUGUCUAUUGUUGUGGAUGAAAUGCUUCAGUGAGCUUCGAGCAUACACUCUCUUGAUUGCUGGGUUUUUUCUGCCUUCACUAUUCCAAACCCUUUUGUGUGGUUUAUGUCAGCAUUCCUUUCAGUGGCACUGAUUGCUAAGAUGCGUUCUUGAUAUAAUGUCAGAACUUUUGGAGCUUCGAAAUCUAAAUUGAAAGGAGGGCUGGUUUUCUUGGCUUCCUUCUUGUUUAUGAUGUGGUUAUCCAAUUAAAUAGUAACUCAUUAUGUCCAUCAUUAAUGUCCGUUUGCUCCUUCACGCUCUCAACCUUCCUAGAAAAGAAUCAAAAGAUAUACCCAUGAACUAAAUUUUCUGUCCCUAGAAAAUUAUUUUCUCGCCUCUGCUGCAAGUAAAUGUUUGUGUAGUAAACUAGGGAAAAGGGAAACAAAAGGUUUUCCAUAUCAAACAGUUCCAAUCCUAUUUUCUCUUGUGGAUUCAGUUGAAACGAUCCAGUUGCGUGUGCCCUUCUUCAAUGGUCUGCAAUGUUCACCACUUCCUUAAAAAUACUCAGUUCCUUGUCAAGGCCUCAAUUUCUUCUGCCCUCUUCCAUGCUUCCUCUUGAAAUGUCAACUUUUCAGGAUAUUAACAUAGGGCCGGUGAAUAUGAUACAAAGGUUGCCAUACUAGGAAAAAUGGAAUAGACAGAUAAAAUGCGGCCAUGUCUAAUACAAUUUAUGCUAACAUAUCACAUGUUAUUCUUAUUGAAACCGUGACUCUUGGAAUUGCAGGUGUUGUAAUUAGCUUCCAAAAGAACAGUGUUAGUGGCAAUCAUCAAGCAGGUACAUUGGGGGAUGACCCCAGAACAUCCAAGAUCUUCCUCUUCCUAUCUGAUGCUCGGGAUUGGAACCCAAUUUACAACCUGCCAUGAACUGGUUUUCAAUCCUAAAGAAUGGCAUUUUAAAUGAGGCUACCUUCUUGUUAUUUAUGGCUUGAUAUUCCUCUUUCCAUCUGCUGAGCGAUUGCAAUACUUUAUGCAACUUGUUUACUCAAGAGACUGAGAGUGCUUUUGGGUUUUGGCAAUGGUGGCUGGUGGUCGGUAUCUGAUAUCUCUAUCUCAGACCACAUGUUUCCUUCUCAAACACCCCCAGGUAUGCCUUC